Messenger RNA from Neogale vison (American mink), 2088 nucleotides. RefSeq names its product armadillo repeat containing 6 (gene ARMC6). The record is from RefSeq and is a predicted model, not a curated record. The coding region runs from base 131 to 1543 and encodes 470 amino acids. NCBI's taxonomy places the organism in Eukaryota, Metazoa, Chordata, Mammalia, Carnivora, Mustelidae. Gene Ontology annotation, molecular function: protein binding. The transcript is spliced from 8 exons. Gene Ontology annotation, biological process: hematopoietic progenitor cell differentiation.
ACGGUGGCCGGAAGGGACCAGAGGUGGUUCUGCCGGUGACAGUCGGGAGCCCCACCCUUUCCCCACGUGGCUGUGAAAACCGGUUUGAGAGUGUCUGUCAGGCGGGUACCUGCCGCCCCAUGAGCAGGAGAUGAAGAUGUCCGCCAAGCGCAUCACCCAGGAGACCUUCGAUGCAGCUGUUCGUGAAAACAUUGAAGAGUUCGAGAUGGGUCCAGAGGAGGCAGUAAAAGAGGCUGUGGAACAAUUCGAAUCACAAGGGGUUGAUCUGAGCAACAUUAUAAAGAUGGCACCCAAAGUCUCUGCAGAUGGACCCCAGGAACCUACACACGACAUCCUGCAGGCUCUGGAUGACCUGCAGGAGUCCGUGGCGCGCUCUCACCCCCAGGAAGUAUCCGCACAGCUCACCCGCUUUUUAGAGCAGUGCAGGCAGCAUAAGGCGAGCCGCUUCCUGGCAGCCCAGAAGGGGGCCUACCCCAUCCUUCUCGCCGCCUGGAAGCUUGCUGGAACAAGCGACCAGGGCCUCCUGCUCCAGGCCCUCAACGCCCUGUCAGCCCUGACCGAUGGCCAGCCCGAUCUCCUAGACACCCAGGGCCUGCAGCUGCUGGUGGUCACACUGGCCCAGAAUGCCGACGUGGCUGAUCUGACAUGUUCUGGCAUCCGCUGUGUGUGCCAUGCCAGCCUGAAGCAUGAACAGAAUCGGCAGAGCCUGGUGAAGGCCGGUGUGCUUCCACUGCUGACAGGUGCCAUUACCCGGCAUGGCCACUGUGCUGAUGUGGUCAGGGAGGCCUGCUGGGCCCUCCGAGUCAUGACCUUCGACGAUGACAUCCGUGUGCCCUUUGGCCAUGCCCACGACCAUGCCAAGAUGAUUGUACAGGAGAAUGGAGGCUUGAAGGUACUCAUUGAGGCCGCCAAAGCAUUCUCGGACAACCCCAGCGUCCUGAGUGAGCUCUGCAGCACCCUAUCCCGCCUGGCCGUCCGCAACGAAUUCUGCCAGGAGAUUGUCGACCUUGGGGGCCUCGGUGUCCUGGUGGCCCUACUGGCCAACUGCAGCGACCACCAGGACGUUGUAAAGCAAGUGUUGAGUGCCCUGCGGGCCAUCGCAGGCAAUGAUGAUGUGAAGGACGCCAUUGUCCGAGCUGGUGGGACAGAGUCCAUCGUGGCUGCCAUGACCCAGCACUUGGCCAGUCCCCAGGUAUGCGAGCAGAGCUGUGCGGCCCUGUGCGUCCUGGCCCUGCGGAAGCCAGAGAACAGCCGGGUCAUCAUGGAGGGCGGCGGCGCCCUGGUAGCACUGCGGGCCAUGAAGGCGCACCCUGCAGAGGCUGGAGUGCAGAAACAGGCCUGCAUGCUGAUCCGUAACCUGGUGGCCCGCAGCCAGGCCUUCUCACAGCCCAUCCUGGACCUGGGGGCCGAAGCACUCAUCUUGCAGGCCCGUGCUGCCCACCGUGACUGCGAGGAUGUGGCCAAGGCUGCCCUUCGGGACCUUGGCUGCCGUGUUGAGCUGCGAGAGCUGUGGACUGGCCAGAAGGGCAACCUGGCGCCGUGACCUCAGGCUCAGUCUGGGCCAUGGCUCUGGGUGAGUUAUGUGACUCAGGAACAGGGAAGAGGUCCAUGUCCCGUCACUCUACUCCCCGGAUUCCUCUCCCAUUCAGUGACAGGUGUUUUCUAAUGGCCACCAGGUACAGGCUGGGGUGGGAAGGGAGCCAUGGUGAAGCGUCUACACAGCAGAGAGCAGCCCCUGGGUCCUGGCCUCCUUUCGCCUUGUUCUCCAGGCCAGCUGACCACAUUGCUGUUACCCGUCCUGCCCUCCCAACCCCACCCCGUGCCCUUUCCUACCAGAAGGAGGGCCCUUAGUAUUACUUGGGGGCAAAGUGCUAAUUGAAAUGUGGGAUCCAUGCUGGCCAGUCUCACAGGAGGGUGGGACCCUGCUUCGGUUCCUACAAGUCUGUUCUCUCCCCUGCUCGUCUCUUAUAAUAUGGUUUGUAGGUAUCUUGCUCUGCUGGACAGAGAGCAGGGACCAAGCUCUUCUGCCUCCAGGGGUCCUAGGUCAGCCAGUACUGCCCAGUAAUAAAAGACUCUGUUAGUUAACAA